UGCGUGGAGUGUUGAGACGUGUUAUCAAAAAUAUAUUGAUAACAAGAUAAUAAUUAUCUUAAGUGAAAAAUUACCGAUAUCGAAGUCGAGUGAUAGGAAAAACAAAUUGUACGUUAAAUUAAUUUAAGUUUUAAUUUACUCUGCUUAUUAUAAUAUUAAAAUUAAUGUUAAAGAGUUUGCCUAUUGUUCCCUUAUGACAUGACAUUCUACGUAUUUUGAUUAACUAUUAAAAAUAUUAGUAUUUAACAUAAUGCCGAGGUGCUGUGUACAUUUGUGUGAUUCACGGAAUGAAUCUGUAUUUAAAGUGCCCGAAAACCUUAAAAAAGAAUGGGAAGAAGCCUUGAAUAUGGACUUGAAACAUAAUUCAAAAGUGUGUGCAACUCAUUUUAAAUCCGAAGACAUUAAAAAAAUAUGGGAAUCUGGUACAGGAUUUUCUAAGUAUACUGUGAGUAUGCAUACUUUUUUACAACCUGAAAUAAUAAUACUUAAUUUACAUUUAAAUCAUAAUUCCAAUAUUAUGCAUUACGAAUUGUAAUUUGGAACUUAUGUCAGAUAAAACUAUUUUCAGAUUUCUUUAAAAAGGCCAAAACUUAAACCUGGAGCAAUACCAAUGAAAGUAACCAGCAAGAGUUACCUUUCAAUAUCACCAUCCAAUGGUAUGAAACAUGACCAUACUUAUUUUAGACCAAGUUGCUCAUUUCUUGAUAACAAUACUAAAACUGGAAACAUAUUAUCUUCUACACCACUUAAAUGUGAGUCUAUUCAAAUUAUACCAGAUAUACCAGGUUUUGAAGUUGAAGUCCAUGAUGAGGUAGUUAGAUAUUAAAUAUUGUAUGAUUUCUAUAAUUAAUAUUAGAUUUAUAUUUAUCUGAAUUGUGUUAUGUUUAUAACGUAGACUAAAACCGGACCAGUCAAAGUUAUGCCAUUAUUUGAAGACAUUUUAAAAAACCAUUUAUUAAUCAGUACUCUUUUUAAAUGGUGUUCAGAUACAUUUAACCAUGGGAAAAAAAAAGUCGUAUCAUUUUAUAAACUUAGUCCAUUCGGAAUCAAUUACAGUCAUUCAAUUGAAAAACAAAUUGUCAUUACUGAAGGUAAACAGAAGUUAAAUAAAAAAGAAAAGUUUUAUGUAAAGUAUUUUUUAUUUUAUGUAAAAUUUCAAAUCUAUCAAUUUUUAAAUCAAUUUUUUACAUAUAAACAAUAGGUUUCACUGAAAUGUUAAAGAAAUGAACUAUAUAAGAAAUUUGUUUGCAAUAAUACAUUUUUCCAUGUUAAAAAUUCAAAAAAAAUACUAUAAAAACUACCCAUUUUUUACAAACUCCAACCCCUUUGAUGUAUAUGAAGUGGUUAACUUAUCAUAUCCAAAAUUUACAAAACAUAUUUUUACAAUGUACCUAACAGAAUUCCAAACCUAUGAAUUCAAAUAUUUGACAUUUAUUUUCAAUACCUACAGCUAAGGAAAACCUAAUAUAUUAUAUAUAUACAGUAUGUUCACGUUUCCCAGUAAUACUUGAUAUUUCGGCCAGAUGACCUUGGGUUUAAAUUACAUUUUUGAAAGGUUUGCUAAAAUACACAUUUUAAGAUAAAUUUCAAAUGUUUAACUUAUUAGUGUGCGUAUGAGCAAUAUAAAUUACUUUUUGUAAACAGCAACACCUUUUUUUAAUGUAUAAAAAUAGUCUUAUUUUUUAAGCUACUUUAAUCAUUUAAAUUUUUUUUAUCUAAAAAAUUACCUGAAUUACAAUCAUCUAAAGUUGAUAAAAAAUUUAAAACUCAAGUUGUUAUGUGUAUAUGUUUUAUGAUUCUCUUUACAAAUCAUUUUUCCUCCAUAAAAUAGUUGUCAAUUUUUUUCAAAUUUAAAUGCUCAUGUUAUACAUUUUUUUGAAAAAUCAACUGUAAAUAACUGUAUUUCGAGUAAUUUUUGAGAUUGAAAAAUUGUAAUGAUUAAAAUUGCAUAAAAGCAGUAGGAUUAUUUGAAUGCCGUGUUAUAAAUAAAUAUUACUAUUUAUAAAAGAAAAGUAUUAAAAUAAUUUGUAUUUGUAUUCAUGCACUUUAAUAAAGACUCCCUAUAAUUUUCCAAAAAAUGGAAUUUAUGUCCAAUGUUAUCCAGCCAAACAUUUAGUAUUAAUUAAAAACGUGAAUACAUUGUACAGUGUAAACUAAUUUAUAUUUGAUUUGUAACUUUUUAGAUUUUGAUUUAUUUUAUCAUUUAUGUGGAGAAAUAUUUGAUAUGGCCAAUAUGUUUAAAAUAAACGAACUAAAAGACUUGUAUGAUAUAUCGAGUUUAAUAAAUGAAUUUGAUAAAAUAAAGGUAUGCUAUGGUUACAUUAUUAAUGAUGAGUACCAAUUACUCAAAAGUAAUUUUGACUCGAUUAAAUGUGUUGAAUCUUAUGGUCGUUUUCGACAUGCAAAUUGUACCAAAAUCAUAAUUGACGAAAAAGGGUAAGUAUAUUUGUUUAAAAUUUUCAAUAUUGCCUACAUAUAAUAUAAUGCAAAUUUUUUGUUUUUAAUUUUUAUUAUCUUAAUUUUAUCCAUUCAGUGAAAAAUGUAAAUGGUGUAGAAGAUUGUAUCGUUGUAUGAAGACAAAACAUUUAAAAAAUAAAAAUAAGAAACCACAUGAAAAUGUCGCGGUAAAAACGCCACAAGUACUAAAAUGUCACGGGUACAAAACUUUUGCCACAUAAAAGAUAUAAACAAAUUCAAUUUUUUUCAAUUUUUGAACAUUUAUUUAGUCCCAUUUGUGGUAGUGAUGUCUUAGUGAUCUAUUAGACUAAUUUUUAAGCAGUACAUGAUCUAACCAAAUAGUAUUGAAUUACUGUGUUUGUAUAUAUCAUAU
This is a messenger RNA of Cinara cedri, 2830 nucleotides long. The record is from the annotation of a GenBank genome assembly. NCBI's taxonomy places the organism in Eukaryota, Metazoa, Arthropoda, Insecta, Hemiptera, Aphididae.